This is a messenger RNA of Didymodactylos carnosus, 188 nucleotides long. The record is from the annotation of a GenBank genome assembly. NCBI's taxonomy places the organism in Eukaryota, Metazoa, Rotifera, Eurotatoria, Philodinida, Philodinidae.
AUGUCCCAUACACAUACUCCCAAUGACCCGAUGGCGGCUGUAUCGGCGGUGGCGUCGGUGCUUGGGUAUGGUGUUGGUGAUAUCGCCUGCGCCUUACAACUCUUCCAACAAAUGCAGAUGCAGCAGAUAAAAACAAGAAGAGAGCCAAGAACAACCAUAACUAUUCCAGCGGUCGUCAGUUCAAUGAC